This is a messenger RNA of Phytophthora nicotianae INRA-310, 1844 nucleotides long. RefSeq lists its product as hypothetical. Gene Ontology annotation, biological process: protein localization to vacuole. The transcript has a single exon. Lineage: Eukaryota; Oomycota; Peronosporomycetes; Peronosporales; Peronosporaceae. Bases 67 to 1722 code for a protein of 551 amino acids. Gene Ontology annotation, cellular component: vacuolar membrane. The record is from RefSeq and is a predicted model, not a curated record.
CGUUCUUCUUCAAACGAGCGGAAUCACUUCAAAGCGGAACAUCUUCUCUUGACAGCUCCUCGGACCAUGAGCGCGGUCCCCAUGGACUCUUCGGCGAUCCUCGUGUGGCUCCUGUACGCCAGCGUAGCGCUGGUCCUCCUUCUCCUCAGUACGGGUCUGGUUCUUUACGCACAGCCCAAAAACGGUGCGUCUUCGUCGCUCGCAGCCUUCGCCGGCACCUCCACACUCAGCGCAGCGCCGCUCACUGUGUCCUCGCGCUUCGUCAACAUCGUCUGCAUCCUAGCGCUCUAUGUAGCGCUGCUGUGCUUGUUUACAGCUCCUGUGGAUGUUUAUCUACUGGAGAACGCGUUGCCACAUGUACCAUCGAACGUCCGGGCGCUCCGAGUGAUGUACCAGGUUUAUUUCGCAGCCUUAGCGCUGUAUUCCUUCGUGGGUGCGCCGCUGGCCUUCAAUUACGCCAAGCAGACGGAGAUCGCACACUUGACGCUCAAGUUUUCCGCCAGAGACCGUCUUUACGCAGCUAUCAAACGCACGUCGUGCUUCUUGCUGGGUCUUUCGUUCCUGCUGGUCAUGCUCAUGGUGGUUCUCCUUUGCGGCAAACCUGCUAGUUCUGAUAUCGACUGGCUAAGACCGUUGCUCAAAUUUUCGUCGGAUCUAGAGACGUUUCUGCGAUUACUAGUGGGAAUUUUGGCGCUUACUGGGAUGUACUUGUGGCUGUUCGUGUGCAGUCGAGGACUAGCUAGUGUGCCGCUGGUGGGGUUGUUAAUGGAAGACCACAGUAUUGAUGAAAACAUGACGACGUUUGAAGAUCUGCUUCAGGAGAACGCAAUGGAGACGCAAGCAACAAAGCAGACGAGAGAAACCAUUCUACAGCGAUAUGUUGUUGAGCAGCAGAUGAGUGGAGCAGACCAGGAGCGACUAUCGCAACUGAAGACACGUGAAAAGCUUCUGGAAGAACGUCGCGAGGUGCUGAAGGCCAAUCUGCAGAGAUUCGCUCUAAGUGGCAAGUUAUCUUGCUGGAAGAUCCCGAUUGGCGUCGUUCUGAUCAUCCUGUCGCUGCUGAUCGUGGUGUCAAUGCUCAUCACAAGCGUCGACAAGAUGGCGCACUCCAAUUUCGAGCGGGGAUUCCUCUUGAACACACCAGAAUUCCCCAAUCCGAUGGAUCUGCUGUUGGUGCUGGCAUCACGUGUAUUCCCACUGGACUAUGUGGUCUUUGUUGUGCUGUUCGUGUACCUGUUCGCGAUCUCGUUGAUAAUACUCAAGCGCCACGGUCUACAGUUCCUGUGCUUCCGACUGGGACGAUUACAGCCGCGCCUGACGUCUGCUGCCACGAUGACGAUGCUGUCGCUGGUGUUGAUGCAGCUUGCUAUGGUCGGACUAUUCGCUCUACUCACUCUAGCGCCGCAGUAUGCUACGUUCGGGCAUCAGAUGUUCGCGGACGCUUCGGGUCGCGUCGUACCCUGCACUUUACAGGAGGCAGCCAACGCUGCGGCAGCUGCAGCCAAGUCUGGCGGUCUGCCGACACAUUGCCGCAUGACGCAGCUAGCAAGGUUCUACAACGCCCUUGCAGUCGAGCUGCCCAUGUUUGGUACGGCCUUCUUCGUAGGUCAGUUUUUAUUUGCUGCAGCUUUCGUGCCUUGGAUCGCACACGCCUACUGCAUGGCAAAGAAACUUGACGACCACAUGGACCCCAAGCGCCAACGGCUACUGGAUGACUACUAAAGCUGCAACACAAGAGCUGUAAAACAUAACCAGCGUCAACUACUAAAUUCUAAACUGUGUCAAAUCCAUAUCACUACUACCUGAGCGAGUCCUUCGAAUUCCUACCUACUGUUGUCUCCAUC